Messenger RNA from Rhododendron vialii, 3865 nucleotides. RefSeq lists its product as uncharacterized. Lineage: Eukaryota; Viridiplantae; Streptophyta; Magnoliopsida; Ericales; Ericaceae. The transcript is spliced from 23 exons. The record is from RefSeq and is a predicted model, not a curated record. Gene Ontology annotation, cellular component: cytoplasm; plasma membrane. Gene Ontology annotation, biological process: regulation of exocytosis. The coding region runs from base 94 to 3447 and encodes 1117 amino acids. Gene Ontology annotation, molecular function: myosin II binding; syntaxin binding; GTPase activator activity.
GAGAGGCUCACAACAGAGCAAAAGGAGGUUUGACAGUUUUGGUUUAAAUUUCGAACUUGGAGCUGUCAUCAUCUCUCUCUGCAAAAAUCCGCCAUGUUUGCGAAGCGAUUGUUUCAGAAGGCGAUCAAUCACUCUCCGAAUAAUGUGCAUGGACCUGAGAUGUUAGCGGACUUGGAUAUGCAAAUAGCUAUACAUUAUGGCAUACCGUCUACGGCAUCAGUUCUUGCAUUUGACCCCAUCCAGAGCCUACUGGCCAUUGGGACACUGGAUGGUAGGAUAAAAGUUAUUGGUGGGGAUAAUAUUGAAGGACUUCUGACUUCUACAAAGCAGUUGCCUUUUAAAUACUUGGAGUUUCUACAAAACCAAGGGCUUUUAGUGAGUGUUUCUAAUGACAAUGAUAUUCAGGUUUGGGAUCUAGAGAGCAGGUGUAUUACUGGCAGUCUACAAUGGGAAUCCAAUAUAACUGCUUUCUCUGUAAUCUAUGCCUCCCAUUUCAUGUAUAUUGGAGAUGAAUAUGGGAGGAUGUCUGUACUGAAGUACCAAACCGAGGAUGCAGGGCUUUUAAAAUUGCCAUAUUAUGUUUCUCUGGAUCAUAUAACAGAAGCAGCUGACAUUUCAAUUCCUGACGACCAACCAAUUGUUGGAAUUCUUCCCCAGCCGUGUUCUUCUGGGCAGAGAGUCCUGAUCGCAUAUGCUUGUGGUUUUCUUGUUCUGUGGGAUGUUGUUGAAGCCCGGAUUGUAGUUGCUAGAGGUGAUAAGGUUCUUCAAUUGAAAGAUGGAGUAGUUGAUUCUCCUAACCUUCCAGGUGAUGCAUCUGAACAACAUUUGGAGGAGAAAGAGAUAAGUGCACUUUGUUGGGCAUCUUCCAGUGGCUCCAUUCUAGCUGUGGGUUAUAUAGAUGGAGAUAUACUGUUCUGGAAGACAUCCAGUGCUGCCCCUAGUAAAGGCAAACAACCUGAAAUAUCAGCCAACGUUGUUAGGCUACAACUAUCUUCUGCUGAGAGUAGGCUGCCUGUCAUUGUCUUACACUGGUCUGCAAACAGUAAUUCUCAUAGUGAUUGCGAUGGCCAACUCUUCAUCUAUGGUGGUUGUGAGAUAGGAUCUGAAGAAGUUGUAACUGUUUUGAGUAUUGAAUGGUCAUCUGGGAUGGAGGCUUUAAGAUGUGUUGGUCGAGUGGACCUCACACUUAAUGGUUCCUUUGCUGACAUGAUUAUCUUACCACCUGCUGGGACAAGGAAGAAUAACAACUUUUCCCUAUUGGUGUUGACAAAUCCUGGACAACUGCAUUUUUUUGAUGAUGCUAAAUUUUCUACUUCAGUAUGUCAGCUAGAGAAAAGAAUGUCUGUCGCUGCUGUUGAAUUUCCUAUGGUUGUACCAACUUCUAAUCAAUACCUGACAGCUGCAAAACUCAGUUUUUUACCCUCAGAUGGAAACUCAUGCAAUGCUCUGUCAAAGAUAGCGUCACUGAUGAAAUGUGAUCCAAAUUCGACGCCGGGUGGGGGCGCAAGGCGGCUGUUGACUGGAGGCAUAGCUAACCGAUCGUCCUUUACUGAGGGUAACAGGAUUCAGAAACUGUAUGUGGCAGGUUACCGAGAUGGAUCUGUUCGGCUAUGGGAUGCUACUUAUCCAGUCUUAAGCCUUAUUUAUAUUUUAGAAACCGAGGUCAAAGGUAUAAAAGUAGCUGGUUCAAGUGCUUCAGUGUCAAACAUUGAUUUCUGCCCUGUCACUCUAAGUUUAGCUGUUGGCAAUGAAUAUGGUCUGGUUCAUAUGUAUAACCUCAAUGGCGGUUUGGAUGAAACAAGCUUUCACUUCAUUACGGAAACAAAACGUGAAGUUCACAAUUUGCCCCAAGGCGAAAGAUAUUGUUGUCAAGCUGUUUUUUGCCUUGUCAAUUCUCCAGUUCAAGCAUUAAAAUUUACAAGUUGUGGAUCCAAACUUGCUGUAGGUUAUAAUGGUGAUCGUGUUGCAGUGCUUGAUACGAGGUCAUUUUCGGUUUUGUUUUUAACAGACUGUUUGUCUGCCACUAGCUCGCCCAUAAUUUCAGUGGCUUGGACGUCGUUUAUUAGAAGCCCUAAGAACUCAGGACCCAAAUCUCUAGACAAGUCCCAAGAGGAAUUAAUAUUCAUGCUAACAAAGGAUGCAAAAGUUUAUGUCAUUGAUGGUGUUGCUGGUACCGUGAUCAGCUCUCGUCCAGUCCACUUAAAAAAGCAGUCCACAGCAAUUUCCAUGUACGUUAUUGGCAAGUAUGAGACAAUGUCUAGCCAAAGUUGUGAGGUAAGUUUUGUGAAUCCACUGUACUCAGAGGGCAAUGCACCAGUCUCUGGUUCAUCGAAUAAAAAGCAGCCACUGCAGGUGCCCAACAAUUCCACCGGCAUUGAUGAGCCUUCUCUAGAAACUACUUCCAGUGAAAAUUACUCAUCAGAAAAUGCAAAGUUCAGCGGAAGUUCAAAGGAUUCAGUUGUUUUGCUUUGUUGUAAGGAUACCUUGAGCUUGUACCACACAAAGUCUGUAGUUCAGGGGGAGAAAAAAUCUAUCAGCAAAUUGAAACUUGCACAACCUUGUUGUUGGGCGGCAACUUUCAAGAAAGAUGAGAAAGUUUGUGGCUUGGCAUUACUCUAUCAGACUGGAGAUGUGGAAAUCAGAUCUUUGCCAUACUUAGGAUUGGUCAAAGAAAGCUCCUUAAUGUCAAUUUUGAGGUGGAAUUACAAGGCAAACAUGGAGAAGACCAUGAGUUCUACAGACAAUGGGCUGAUUUCACUGGCAAAUGGUUGUGAAUUUGCUGUCCUCUCUCUUUUGGGAUGUGAAAAUAAUUUCAGAAUAUCCGAAUAUCUUCCUUCUCUUCAUGACAAAGUCCUUGCAGCUGCGGCAGAAGCUGCCAUUGGUUUGUCUUUGAAUCAGAAGAAAAAACAGGGUACUUCCCGUCGGAUUCUAGGUGGUAUUGUGAAGGGUUUCAAAGGGGGGAAAGUGGGCGAUAGAAAUGAUGUGACUUUCCCUUCCAAAUCUUAUUAUAGAGAUCUAGAUGGGGUCUUUUGGAGGAACCCAUUCCCAGAUCCAUCUUCGGCUGUUACACAAAAUCAGGAAGUUGUGGAAGUCAGCAUAGAUGAUAUCGAAAUUGACGAACCUGUACCGGUGGCAUCUACUUCAACAAAUAAACCAGAGAAAAAUCAGAAAGAAAAGGGUGGUGAAAGAGGAAGAUUACUUAAUGGAGGGAGUGCUGAUAUAAAGCCCAGACUUAGGACUCCGGAGGAAAUCAUGGCAACAUAUAGAAAAGCUGGGGAUGCCGCUUCGGUGGCUGCGCAAGCAAGAAACAAGCUUCUAGAGCGCCAAGAGAAACUUGAGAGGAUUAGCAAGCGAACUGAGGAAUUGAGAAGUGGAGCUGAAGACUUUGCAUCAUUAGCGAACGAGCUAGUAAAGGUGAUGGAAAGUCGGAAAUGGUGGCACAUAUGAAAACAAACCUUCUUACAGUUUUGGCUUGUUUGUGUUCCUCUAUUGUGAUUUCUCCUGCUUUGUGAAUGUCGGGACUUUAACCUGUCUUUCCUCGGAGAGUGGUAGGGUGUCCAUGAAGCCACCUUCACCGGUCUUUCCUCAGAGAGUGUCCAUGAAGCCAAAUACGACAGGAGAUUUUCCCUUCAGGUUGAUAAAUCAUUUUUGAAUGCUCGAGUAGAGAGGCCGUCACAAUUUUGUUUUUAGAUCAAAAGCAAUACUACUUGCUUAUCUGUAUCCAAUUUUUUCCCUUCUCAUAGGCAAGUUACUGUUACUCUUUAUUCAAUAUUUUUGAGUCACAGCGAUCCAAAUCCAACAGUUUGAUAAUGUUUAAUUCUCACCGAUUUCCUACUUGUUAAUCUAACUUCUACGUUUUUCUUUA